Molecule: messenger RNA, 444 nt
Organism: Rotaria socialis
Lineage: Eukaryota; Metazoa; Rotifera; Eurotatoria; Philodinida; Philodinidae
Source: the annotation of a GenBank genome assembly
AUGCUGACAUUAUUGCUCAUAGUUAGCGCUCUCACUAUUGCUACUAUUCAAGGAGAAUCGAUAACAUCGUUUGAAGCUGGAACAGGAUUUAGUUCAUGUGUAGGAUAUUGUUAUCAAUCUGUUUAUAUUAAUGCAUCGAUGGUUAUAACUGGAAAAUCAAGUAAAACUAAUCUUACUGAUUAUCCUGAAAUUCAUGAAGCCUAUCCAUUUGCAUCAUCACAAUUUAAUGAACUUGUUGAACUUGUUGGAAGUAUUCAAAGAUGGAAAAAAGUUGAUACACCAAUAGGUUGCCCAGAUUGUUAUAAUCAAGGUGCAGAAUGGAUAUAUAUUGAUACCGAGGACCAAUCCAUAUAUGGCGUUCAAUUCGAAGCUAACUCAACAAUAGUUGGUUUCGAAACAUUGGUUGAGAGUCUUCGAGCUCUUCGUCAAACUUUUAUUCAUUAA